AUGGCGACUCCCAAUCCUUUAGCAGACUCGUCUUCGGAUCCCACACCCGUCUCGUCCAAGACAUACACAAUUGCCGGCUUGGUCACGACUGUCUACGGACUCGACGAGCUUGCUUCAUCAGCGAAAGAAGUUGCCGUAUUAUGGCUUCUUCACCCUCGACUCCAAGUACAGUCCAUCAUGGCGCCAAUCGCUGCAGCCUCGAUUCAUGAUUGGAACGGUCGAUCUGCCUCCAAGUCCAAAGGUCUGAUUGCUGUAUCUUUUGACCAGCGUAACCACGGCACAAGAGAAGUCAACGCCUUGGCGAAUGAGAGCUGGAAGAAGGGAAACCCAACUCAUGCCCAGGACAUGUUCUCCGUCUUCCACGGCACAGCUCAAGACACCUCAAUCUUGAUCGACUUCCUCUCCUCGUACAUCUUCCCCGACUCUUCAAGGACCAUCACUAAGCAUCUUGCCCUUGGUAUCUCGCUUGGCGGUCACUCGACAUGGCAAUGCGCCCUCCAUGAACCUCGCAUCACCGCUGCUGUUGUCGUCAUUGGUUGCCCAGACUACAAGUUCCUCAUGACGGACCGUGCAAAGAAGUCGAAACUCUCGACAUGGACAGCUUCAGAAGGCAAGGACUUCCUUGGCUCAACAGACUAUCCCAAAGGUCUUUGCGAUGCCACCGACAAGUGGGAUCCAAUGUCUUUCCUGGUGGGCGACAAGCUUAAACCGACGGAUGAGCAGAAGAAGACACUGCGACCUUUGAUCAAAGAAAAGCUGGGAGGAAAGCACAUAUUGUGUCUUUCAGGAGGAAAAGACAAGCUCGUGCCAUAUGCUUGCAGUGCGCCUUUCCUCGAUUGGCUGAAGACCGGACUUGACAAGCAGGAAGGUUGGUUCAACGAUCAGGGCAUUGUACUCGAAGACAUAGUCGAUGGAGACGCUGGUCACGAGUACAGUGCAAAGAUGAAGGUCGAAGCAGUGCGCUUUAUUUCUGAAAACCUCGCUGGCGAGGGUAGCUUGAAAGCAGGCACCAGAACGUCAAAGAUAUGA
Molecule: messenger RNA, 1029 nt
Organism: Aureobasidium melanogenum CBS 110374
Lineage: Eukaryota; Fungi; Ascomycota; Dothideomycetes; Dothideales; Saccotheciaceae
Exons: 2
Coding region: 1-1029 (342 amino acids)
Source: RefSeq, a predicted model, not a curated record